Macrosiphum euphorbiae (potato aphid) is the source of this 1785-nucleotide messenger RNA. The record is from the annotation of a GenBank genome assembly. NCBI's taxonomy places the organism in Eukaryota, Metazoa, Arthropoda, Insecta, Hemiptera, Aphididae.
AUGCCGCGAACACGAGAAAAGACCUCAAACCGAGGAAAUGACCCAGAUUUAAUGAGAAGAGCUGCAGAUAUGUGCAUUAAUGAAGGAAAAUCUGAGAGAUCAGUUGGGGAAAACCUAGGUAUAUGUCACGUUAGUUUGAACCGUUACAUAAAAAAGGUAAGAGCUACUGAGUUUGGUGGUUCUCCUCCAAAAUGUGGUUAUAGACCACACACUAGAAUAUUUGAUGUAGACCAAGAAAUAAUGUUGGCUACUUAUUUAAAAAACUGUGCUGAUAUGUAUUUCGGCUUAAGCACUAAAGAUGUCAGAAAACUAGCAUUUGAAUUUGCUAAAAAAAUGAAUUUGAAAAUGCCAGCUUACUGGACUGAGAACGAAUUUGCUGGUAUUGAUUGGUUUCUUAAUUUUAUUAAGCGUAAUCCUACCUUGUCUAUUCGUCAGCCAGAGGCAACUAGUUUAUCUAGAAGUAUGAACUUUAAUCCGAUUAACGUAAACAUUUUUAUGGACAAAUAUGAAUCAGUGAUUACUAAACAUAAAUUCGAGGCAUUUCAGAUUUUUAAUCUAGAUGAGACUGGUAUAACCACGGUACAAAAUCCAUGUAAAAUAGUAGCACAGAAAGGUAAAAAACAAAUUGGUGCCAUAACGUCUGCGGAACGUGGAACUUUGGUCACCAUGUGUUUAGCUGUUAGUGCGGUUGGAAAUGCCAUUCCACCAAUGUUUAUUUUUCCUAGGGUCAAUUUUAAGGAUCAUUUUAUUAGAGGAGGACCUCCAGGAUGUAUAGGGACCUCAAAUAAAUCUGGAUGGAUGCAGGGAGAAGAAUUUUUGAAAUUUAUCACACAUUUCACAAAUCAUGUGCGACCUACAAUUGAAAAAAAAGUACUCAUUUUAUUGGACAAUCAUGAGUCACAUUUGUACUUGCCAGUCAUUGAUUUUUGUAGAGCAAAUGGUAUUGUUUUGUUAUCCUUUCCACCACACUGUUCGCACAAAUUGCAGCCAUUGGACAGAUCUGUAUUUGGGCCUUUUAAAAAAUGUAUAAAUCAAGAAAUGGAUUCAUGGCUAAAAAGUAAUCCAGGGAAACGGUUUACCAUUUAUGAUUUGCCUGCUGUAACUACUAAUGCUAUUUUAAAUGCAGCUACACCUAGGAACAUAACCAGUGGAUUUGCUGUAUCUGGUGUGUGGCCUUUUAAUAGAAAUGCAUUUAGUAUAGAUGAAUUUGCACCAGCAGUUGUGACGGAUAUAAUGUUACAUACCACAGAAAACAACAAUGAAACACAAAGUAUAAAUACAGAGAUACCUAGUAUCAAUACUAUAACACAAACACCUAGUAUCAAUGUAGAAAUAGCAGAACAACGUUUAUCUGAUAAGAUUUCUCCUGAAAUGGUUAGACCUUAUCCCAAAGUACAAAUACAUCAAAAAAUAGGAAAAAAAGGUGGUAGGAAAAAAGGCAAAACAGCAAUACUAACUGAUACACCUGAAAAAAAUGAACUAGAAAAUAAAGCAAAGAAGAAAAAUGAAAAUAUUAAAAGGAAACUAUUCAAUACUGACAAAAAAAGUAAAAAGGUAAAAGCCACAGCAAUUAAAAAACAAAAAAAUAAAAAUAAGACUUUAGUUAUUGAUAGUGAUGAUGAUGAAGAUGCUUUUUGUACAAUUUGUUCUGAAUUAUAUUCUGACAGUAAGAGUGGAGAACCGUGGAUCCAAUGCGUGAGGUGUAAAUUAUGGUCUCAUGAAGCUUGUACUCCACAGAACUAUACAGCUUACUAUAUUUGUGAUAACUGUGAGGCUGAUAAUUAG